Messenger RNA from Pelodiscus sinensis (Chinese soft-shelled turtle), 2285 nucleotides. NCBI's taxonomy places the organism in Eukaryota, Metazoa, Chordata, Testudines, Trionychidae. The record is from RefSeq and is a predicted model, not a curated record.
AGCAAGUGAUUUGAGGGUUUGUGAAAGUGGAAAAUAGACUCUGUAGAAUGUAGAAAGAUUUAAGCGAUUGUUGUAAUAUAUGAAGAGAAACCUGCUUUAAAAAGUGACCUUGCUAACCUGUCCCUCCCUUAACCCGGCCACUCUUUUACCGGAGACAGAGUAGCAGGAGCACGACUGCUUGGAGAUAAUAGAUGCCCAAUACUCCAGCCGUCCAGACUUAAAGGAUCAACCGCUCCUUAAUGCGGAUUGUGAGUGGUACACUGAUGGUAGUAGUGUUGUGGUAGCCCGCCCUCCUUUUGCCCGUCUACGCUGUUGUGACCCUCCACGAUACCGUGGAAGCCAAGGGUUUGCCUGCUGGGACAUCUGCCCAGCUUGCUGAACUGGUAGCCCUGACGAGUGCGCUCGAACUGUCAGAGGGAAAACGGGUCAACAUCUUUACCGACUCCAGAUAUGCUUUUGGAGUACUACAUGCUCAUGCUGGUCUGUGGAAACAGAGGGGCAUGCUGACAGCCCAAGGCUGCCCGGUCAAGCAUGGGGCCCACAUUCUUCGGCUCCUGGAAGCAGUGCAACUCCCCUCGGCAGUGGCGGUGGUACACUGCAAGGCUCAUCAGAGGGACGACCAAGACGUGGCAAAGGGAAAUGCCCGGGCAGACAGGGAAGCCAAGCGUGCUGCCACCCUGCAACCACUGGAAGCAGAGAACUCCUAUAUGCAGGCCCUCAUCCCAUCCGUGGGGGAGCUCCCAACCCGUCAGUACUCACCUGAAGAAAGAAACCUGGCCACCAAGCUCAGGCUCCGGGAAAAGGAGGGAUGGCUCCACUCCACAGAAGGAAAGAUCCUUCUAUCGAAGGACCUAAUCCGACCAGUGCUGCAGAGACUACAUCAAACCACUCACGCCGGCAAAGAGGCUCUAACCCAGCUUAUGAAUAAAUACUUCUUAACCUCUAGACUUUGGCCCCUAGCAUCUCAGAUACAGGCCAACUGUAUGGUCUGUCAAAAGAACAACCCUCGACCAGGAUUUUCAGUACCACCAGCUACUCUGGAACCCACCCCAGGCCCGGGAUUGGUUUGGCAGAUAGAUUUCACUGAGCUCCCAUGGACUCAAGGGUUCAAAUACCUCCUCGUCCUGGUAGAUCGAUUUAGCGGGUGGCCUGAAGCCUUCCCGUGCUGUAACUGUACAGCCAAGACUGUGGCUCUCAAGUUUGUCAAGGAACUCAUCUCCCGCUUCGGGCUGUCCCAGUGGAUGGAAUCUGACAACGGAACCCAUUUUACAUCCAAGGUUGUCCACCACAUACAGCUGCCCUACAAAUCCUGUGGAAGCUCCACACGCCAUGAUGACUGCAGGCCAGUGGAGCGGUGGAACGCACAAAUCAGACCCUUAAGCAUCACCUCUCGAAAAUCUGUCAAGAAGCCUCCCUAUGGUGGCCUGAUGCUUUGCCCAUUGUUUUGCUCCGCAUCCGCGCUCUCCCAAAGGGUAGAUUAGGGCUUAGCCCCUUCGAAAUUAUGUUUGGAAGGGCAUGGCCUAUGAAUGGGACACCGGCUCUGGCAGGGGAGUGGGAACUGGGAUGCGGCUUUUUAUCUCAGUAUAUGUGCUCUCUGUCUGCUGCUCUCUCUUCUCUUCACAGGUACACCAAAGACUCACAGCCUCUUCCGCUGGAUGCCCCUGUCCACUGCUCACAGCCGGGAGACUCCGUGCUCGUUCAUACUUGGAAGGACGAGCCUCUCUGGGAGAAGUGGAAGGGACCCCACACCGUCCUGCUGGUUUCCCACACAGCAGCAAAGGUUGAGGGACACAAAAACUGGAUUCAUCAGUCGCGUCUGAAAGCAGUGCCCACACUGCCGCCAGCAGAACAGUGGACCAUCCAGCCCGCCAGAGCAUCAUCCACUGACACUCUGGGACUUAAGUUGUUGUUUAAAAAGCGCUGAAGGGUUGGGGGUUCUGUUGGGAACAUAGCUGCCCUGUCCAGUAGACUCACCAUGGGUUCUAAUGCAGAGUUUGCCCUACUAAUACUUUUGGCCACAGGUGCCAGUCUCUUGUUGUCUCCUGUGUUGCUCUCCACGCAUACAGGAUGGAGAAAGGCCUCUGCAAACUUAGCUACUAACACAUAUGAAGCGCACUUAAUCAGCUUUUGUCCUCAGAAUAUGAGAAAACUCAGACGAAAGUGUGUUGAGUAUUCUCAAAGGAGGGAGCUGUUGGGGUCACUGGGCAUGAUCCUAGGUAACUCGGAGGAGUGGAAGAUCACAAGAAUCGAUGAAGCCCCCCUGCUCUAGGCCCAAGCACCCUAAA